Polypterus senegalus (gray bichir) is the source of this 2742-nucleotide messenger RNA. RefSeq names its product fem-1 homolog c (gene fem1c). The record is from RefSeq and is a predicted model, not a curated record. NCBI's taxonomy places the organism in Eukaryota, Metazoa, Chordata, Cladistia, Polypteriformes, Polypteridae. The transcript has 2 exons. Bases 705 to 2558 code for a protein of 617 amino acids. Gene Ontology annotation, molecular function: protein binding.
GGUGCCGCACUGGGGAGUCUUGUAAACGAAAGCACAUACGAGGGUGUAGUGGUUUGCGCUACUUUUAUUACAGUGUUUGAAACCGCGUUGUAAAGCAAACCAUUUUUGGUGCAGUCAAAGUUUCUGUUCGACAGUAAAAAGUUGAAGACUCUUUUUGUUAUUGCGCAGAAGCACAACUUACUACGUCACUCAUUUGGCAUGAAAAGGAAACUCGGGCGCCGUGGUGGAAGAAGGAGGAACUGAGACGCGGAUAACCUGCGAACAAUUAGAAUGCGAUCGACUUCCUAACGUGUGUACUUAUGGGCGCUUGUUAAAAAUAAUACAGCUAAAACGACCAGGUGAGCCUUUAUUCAGACCGGGAUGGUAAAGAGGCCGAAAUGGUUUGAACUUCGAAUACGAAGGCUCAAGCGGAAAAGAAAUCUGAAAAGUGACCGGAGACGCCCGUAUUUGAAAACGAACUGACGGGAAAUAAUUCGGGGGGCGUACUAAAAAGUGAAUUUCGAACUUUUAUCAUUCCACGUCCUCCAAAGGUCACCUUCGACAGACCCGUCUGCUGUAAAAACCCGGUCUAUUUGCUUUCAGAGGGCCCAGAGUUCACAAUGUAUCGGGUAAACAAAUGUGAUAGAGUUUUUGGCUGGCUCAAGACUGGAGGGCGCGUUGAUUAAAUGAGGCUUUGAAGGAACAAAGUGCCGUGUGUUUAAGUCAUGGAUCUGAAGACGGCGGUAUUCAACGCCGCCCGGGACGGCAAGCUGCGGCUGCUGCAGAAGCUGCUCGAGAACAAGCCACGCGAGGAUUUGUGCAAGUUAAUGACCGAAAAGACCAACGGCGCUACCCCGCUACUCAUGGCCGCCCGUUACGGUCACUUAGAUCUGGUAGAGUAUCUGUUGGAGUACUGCCAGGCUCCUGUGGAAUCGGGAGGCUCGGUGAAUUUCGACGGGGAGACUAUUGAAGGGGCCCCACCGCUGUGGGCGGCAUCGGCGGCUGGGCACCUUAAGGUGGUGCAGUCACUGCUUGACCACGGAGCAUCGGUCAACAACACCACACUGACCAACUCUACGCCUCUACGGGCCGCCUGCUUUGACGGUCACCUGGAUAUCGUUCGCUACCUGGUGGAGCACCAUGCCGACCUGGAGGUAGCUAAUCGGCAUGGCCACACCUGCCUCAUGAUCUCUUGUUACAAAGGCCACCGGGAAAUCGCCCAGUACCUAUUGGAGAAAGGAGCCGAUGUGAACAGAAAGAGCGUUAAAGGUAACACAGCUUUGCAUGAUUGUGCAGAGUCCGGGAGCCUGGAAAUCAUGAAAAUGCUUUUGAAGUACUCUGCUAAAAUGGAAAAAGAUGGCUAUGGUAUGACACCUCUGCUUUCUGCCAGUGUGACUGGUCACACAAACAUUGUGGACUUCCUUACACAACAUCCACAGACAAGUAAAAUGGAAAGAAUCAAUGCUCUGGAGCUGCUGGGGGCUACAUUUGUGGACAAAAAGAGGGAUCUUCUUGGUGCCUUAAAAUAUUGGAAAAGGGCCAUGGAAAUGAGGUACAGUGACAGCAGUAAUGUCCUUCUUAAACCUGAGCCAAAACAAUUGAUUAUGGCAUAUGAUUAUGCCAAAGAAGUAAACAGUAUUGAUGAGCUAGAUAAUCUGAUUGCUGAUCCAGAUGAGAUGAGGAUGCAAGCUUUGCUUAUUCGAGAGAGAAUCCUUGGUCCAUCCCACCCAGACACAUCCUACUAUAUCCGCUACAGAGGAGCGGUGUAUGCAGAUUCUGGCAAUUUUGAGAGAUGCAUCAACCUUUGGAAGUAUGCUUUGGACAUGCAACAAUGCAACCUUGACCCCUUGAGCCCAAUGACAGCUAGCAGUUUGCUUUCCUUUGCAGAGCUUUUCUCCUUCAUGUUACAAGAUCGAGCCAAGGGACUCCUUGGAACAUCUGUUUCCUUUGAUGACCUCAUGGGCAUCUUGUGCAAGAGUGUACUGGAAAUCGAACGUGCUGUGAAACACACCCUGACUGUCUUGGAUCCAGCCCAGCUCAGCAAAGCUUUAUCGAUCAUCUUGCACUUAAUCUGUUUGCUGGAAAAGGUGGCAUGCACCAAUGAACAGGAUCAUUUUAAGAAAGAGACCAUUUAUAGGUUUCUCAAACUACGGCCAAGUGGGAAGAAUGGCUAUAGCCCUUUACACCUUGCAGUGGAUAGGAACACCACCUGUGUGGGACGAUACCCAGUCUGCAAAUUUCCUUCUUUUCAGGUCACUUCUAUCCUGCUAGAGUGUGGAGCUGAUGUUAAUUGCAGAGAUGAUGACAACAAUAGUCCCUUGCAUGUUGCUGCAUUUAACAACCAACCUGACAUUAUGAAUUUGUUGAUAGCAUCUGGUGCACAUUUUGACAGCACUAAUUCCUUUAAGCAGACUGCUUGUGAUCUUUUGGAUGAGAAGGAAGUGGCCAAGAACCUGAUCCAGCCCAUCAACCACACCACUUUGCAGUGUCUGGCUGCAAGGGUCAUAGUUAAGCACAACCUUUUUUACAGAGGGCAAAUCCCUCAGAAAUUGGAGGCCUUUGUAAUACUGCACAGAUGACAGUGUUUUGAGCCAAGUGUUUGGAAAAGGAGACUGGACAAUGUGAGCUUUUGCUAAAAUAGCUCUAGUUUUGAGCAGAAUGUCUUUAGUAUGUUUUAAGUUGUUUCUCCCACUCGUUUCUGAACAUAGAUGAGAAUGCACGAAUAUCAAAGACAUGGCAAAUGUAAAUGUGCUUUUUAUUCUC